GAGUUCAGGUAAACACAGUAGAGCAGCUAAACUUAAUCUAUCUGCAGGUUAUCAGUCAAUAAAAUUUAAUCUCCCUGCUUUAAUCAAUUUGUAAACGUGUCGGUUGUUGUUCCUCUCGCAGAACACCAGAAAUGGCCAGAUAUUUCAAAGAGCAAGACAUUGAUGAAUUUAGAGAAUGCUUCUUUUUAUUUGCUCGAUCUGGGCAUAUAAAAUCGCUCGAUGAGCUGACAGUGAUAAUGCGAAGCUUAGGACUUAGUCCUACUAUCAAUGAACUGGCUGGAUAUUUUAAGCAAAAGGGUGGAAAAAUGUCCUUUCCUGACUUCCUUGAAGUGAUGCACAUUCACUCGAGAGUGGAAAACCUUCCAAAGGAAAUCGUGGAUGCAUUUAAAGCCGCAGAUACGGAAAAGAGAGGGGUGACAUCCGCUAAACAUCUGAGACACCUACUACAGAACUGGGGGGAAAGACUGUCGUCCAAAGAGGUUGAUAGAAUUUUCAGAGAAGCGAAUGUGAACAACAACAGCAUGGUCAAAUAUGAAGAUUUUGUUAAGAUUGCAUGCGCUCCGAUUCCUGACUACUAUUAAAAUGGUUCUGUGUGGUAAUUCUACUACUAAUACGAACUAUAAACGAUUAUUUCGGUGCAAUAUUGAAAAUAAACUAUUUAUUAUAUAAAACAGGCACUUACUUGGAGGAAAAGCACAACCACAAAAAUCUUUAAAAUUACGUCGUAAAUAAAGCCACUAUUGAAGCAAGAAAGGAGGUGAAAUUAAAUAAAUAUACUCGCACAAUC
Messenger RNA from Dendroctonus ponderosae (mountain pine beetle), 787 nucleotides. RefSeq names its product calmodulin-like protein 4. The record is from RefSeq and is a predicted model, not a curated record. Lineage: Eukaryota; Metazoa; Arthropoda; Insecta; Coleoptera; Curculionidae. Gene Ontology annotation, cellular component: myosin II complex; cytoplasm. The transcript is spliced from 4 exons. The coding region runs from base 132 to 581 and encodes 149 amino acids. Gene Ontology annotation, molecular function: calcium ion binding; myosin heavy chain binding.